AUGUUGGGAGCUACAGGCACGCUUUUGAAGGGACAAGAAAGAGUUGUAACGAUUUGCGUGAACAUUUGUUGUUGUUGGAUAGACGGUGAGAGUGCGGAUGUGUUGAUUUCUGAUUUGGGCGUUUUUCUUUUGACCAGGAGCUGCCGUGGGAGUCGCGGCGCAACCGUCGCCCCCAUUAUUCCCUUCUUCAUUUGGCUCUCCGCUUUUUUCUUGCACGCCGCGCGUCUGAUUUUCCACUCCUAUCUUUUGUCCGCGAUUUGCUUACAACAUUGCCGUCGAGUAUUGAUUUCUUUCUUCAUUUUUUGUCUGACAGGCCAUCGACAGCUGAAGCACUGAAAGUUUAUCUUCCGACAUUUUCAACGGUAAAUUCUUCGACUAUCCUAUAUCUGUUUGAAAUUUCUCAUUUUUUGAUCUUCGCAGGGGUGAAAGGUGCUUCUUUUUAACUACAUUUACACGAAAUCGGUAGUUUUAUCUAGCAAAAGUUGUACUCGAGUACAAGGAUUCUUGCCAUCGUGAUUGCUAGAUUGAAAAAAGAAAGACUGUGAAACCGUUAGACACGAGAGCGAGAGGCGCGCUCAAUAUCUGUUCUCGAUUUGUGAAAUGUUUUUUCUGUAGCUGUUCUGGUGGCUGUUAAAAUCAUCGCAACCAAUCUUUCUUCUGACAUCCUCCGUAGUUUCAAAAGAAAAGAAAAAUGAAUUUAGGUUUUUCAUCGACAGCUUGAAAAACUGUAAAAAUAACAAAGUGCCGAAAAAGUUGUUUUAUCAAAAAGAAAAACGCUCGCUUUUUGAUUUUUGAAAUUUCAAUUUAUAUUCUCUGUGUAUCAAUUCAUUUCCAAGCUUAUAAAUCGCAAAGCCACGCCCCCUUCUAUUCGAUGCCUCAUCAAUUUUGUUUUUUAUUCAAAUGCAAACUUCCUUUUUGACUUUCACGGAUAUAGAGAUGUAAUAUUAAUUCUUUUCAAUAGAUGUAACAUUAAUUCCACUUCGCUGGCAACAGAAGAACUCACCUGGCUCACCGUAUCAUUCCCAUUUUAUUGGAUCAAUAAAUUCAGCGAAAACGAAGAGCGAGUAGUUCAAAACACGAAACUUUCUUUUCCUAAUUAAUUGAUAUCCGCUUGUCUGCUCAACUCGAAGCUCAGCACCAAUUAGCAACAAACGUUUUCUUUGUCUCUAUCCAAAAGGUUCAAAGAUUUUUCCUUCUCUUUGUUAUUUAUUCAAAUCAUGUGAUGUGUUUAGAAUGUCGGAUUCGCCACCACCGAAACGAGAGAAAAAAAGUUCACCAAAGAGGAUGACGUCAUCGCGGCUCGCGCGCCACACCUCCCUCAAGAACCAAAACAAGAACCUUUUGAACGAAAAGGAAGAGCUUCUCAAUGACCUCACGUUUCACAAGGUUUACUGUUUUGGAAUUCAGUGAUAAGGAAAUCCCAGGUCAUUGAUUUUUUAAAGUAUUAAAAGGAUAUUGACCGUUGAAAAAGUUUCAGCAUCAGGUGAGGGUCUACAGCCAUAUGAACCAAAUGGUUACUGAGAAGUUGACCAAAGCAGAGAAAAGAAGCGAAUAUUUGGAGGUAUAUUUUAGUAUAUCGCAAUUCGAAACACUCACAUUUAAAAUCCGGUUUUCACAAACUCAGAUAGGAUUACAAUUAAAAAAAUCGCAACGAACAAUUUUUUUAACUUUAAAAUUUUUUUGAUAUAACUGUGCUAUUUUUUUAAAAACAUGUCAAUUGGAACAUAAAUUUUCGAAAAUAGGAAAGUCCCUGGAAGUUCGCGGUUUUCUGAGUACCGUUCAAUGAAGUGGAACUUGGAGAUUCGGAUCUCAGUAACUGGAAAUAUGCUUGAGGCUUUAUAUGCUCCUUCUUUAUUAGGUUCAAUAGUGCUCAGGAAAAUGCAAAGAUUCAAUUGAAAUAGUUUUUUGUAAAGUUAAAUACUUUUGAAAAUAUUAAAAAAUAAAAAAAUUUCAGUCUCUUGUGCAUCAACUCCAAAUGCAACUCGGAAGUACCGUCCAGGAGGUGAAACUGAACCUCGAUUCUGACCUGGUCGACGAGAAAGAGAAGCCUAAGCCGCGUAACGGCCUCACUGCGAACUUGGAGGUGGCCGAGACGCACCGCUCCACUCCUCUCGGCUUCAGCCGAAAGCUCAGCGUCGAGAAGGUGCACUCCCUGUACUUUCCGCACAAAGGCCCGGACAUCGAAGAGACCAAAGUCGUGAUGGGAGCCUGUCUGAACGAGAUCGCCAUCGCCGCCGACGUCGUCGCUCGCCAAGCCGCCGAGGUCUUCUGCGACAUGCCUCUCGGCUCUAUCUGCGGCGUCACCUGCAAGAUGCAGGUUCACUGCGAAAACGUCCCCGAUCCUCGUCUUUAG
Caenorhabditis auriculariae is the source of this 2353-nucleotide messenger RNA. The record is from the annotation of a GenBank genome assembly. Lineage: Eukaryota; Metazoa; Nematoda; Chromadorea; Rhabditida; Rhabditidae.